UAUUUUCAUAGUACCACUUCCUAUAUUUUACAUUGUUUGUUUCAUUUACUAACAGUUACUUAUGCGAACAUAAAACAACAAUGUAAAUAACAACUCUUUUGUAAUAAUGAAAUGAAUAGCGUAUAAUAAGAAUCUUAUCAAAUUUAUUACUGAUCAUUUUAAUCGAUUUGAAAAAUCUUAUUCUGAUUGCUGCUGCAUCUAAUUCCUAUUGAAUAAUAAAUGAUUAUAAACUAUGUAACCUCUCGAAUUCAAUUUUCGCUAGUUUUUAUAGAAGAAAAAAAUGGCUAAAUUCCUCGAUUAUGUUAAGAAUGUAUAAAAAGAAGCAUUGUAUAGUAUCAUUUUUUCAAUAGAAAAAUGUGGGUAUAUCCUGCGAAAUAAAAUUAGUUGUAAAAAUAAUUGAAAUUGUGUCACAUAUUUCUUUAUUCGGAAUUUACUUCUCCCAUCGACGCUUUACUAUUUCCAAAAUUCUAAUUACUUUACUUGUUAAUAUAAUCUUACUACGAUAAUUUUUUAGUAUCAACAUCUUCAUUAAGUGAUCAAGAACUUUAUCAACAACAACAGCAAAAACUUGUUGAAUUAGAAAAUCAAUUAGAAAAUUUAAAACAGUUCGAUUCUUAUUCACUUCAAUCAUUACAUCUUACUCAAAAUAUGGAUAAUCUAGCAACAAUAACUAUCCCUCCAAAAUGCAAUCCGAUUUUAUCUGUGCAACUGCAAAAACGAAUACUUAUGCAAGAACAAGAAAAAUUAAAACAAAAAAUUUAUGAUCAACAACAGCAACUGCAACAACAACAACAGCAGCAACAACAACUACAGCAACAGCAACAUUCGAUCGUUCCUUUGACACCUGAAUCUGUUGCACGAUUUCUUGCUAAUCAAACUCAAUCACAAACUUCAAAUAAUAAUCAUCCAUGGUCUAUGCAUCAUUCAAUAUCUGCUCCAACUUUUCCAACAUUUAUAGAUGAUAACAAUUAUUACAAUACAUUUCAACCGACAACUACUGACACGAAAUUAGUUGAUGAUGAUGUUAUUUCAAGUCUACUGGAUGAUUAUACAAGUAAAGUUUUAUUAUCGAAAAAACAAAAUACGAAAAAUUUUCUUUUUCCUCUUUAG
This is a messenger RNA of Adineta steineri, 1110 nucleotides long. NCBI's taxonomy places the organism in Eukaryota, Metazoa, Rotifera, Eurotatoria, Adinetida, Adinetidae. The record is from the annotation of a GenBank genome assembly.